AUGCUCAAAGCCUUAUCGAGGCCACGUUUGAGGCCUCACCCGAGAAGUUUGAUUGUUGCGAAGCGUUCCGUGCAUGCUCCAGUACCUUUCAAGUGGGAAGACCCACUUGAUAUUGCUUCGCUCUUCACAGAGGAUGAAGUCGCAAUUCAAGAGACUGCCAAAUCCUAUUGUCAGGAUCGUCUCCUCCCUCGUGUGCUAGACGCAUAUAGGAGCGAGCAUUAUGACCGAAACAUUCUCAAGGAAAUGGGUGAAGUGGGCCUACUCGGUGCAACUAUAAAGGGCCAUGGGUGUGCAGGAACUAGCAGCGUUGCGUCCGGGUUGAUCACUCGCGAAGUUGAGCGCGUAGACUCAGGCUAUCGCUCUGGUAUGUCUGUUCAGUCUUCUCUCGUUAUGGGUGGAAUCGAUGAGUUCGGUACCGAAGAACAGAAAGAGAGAUACCUACCAGAGAUGGCAAAGGGGAACCUCGUGGGCUGUUUUGGCCUUACUGAACCGAAUCAUGGUUCUGACCCCGGCAGCAUGGAGAGCGUGGCCAAAUCGCAUCCUACCAAAAAGGGAUAUUACCUGCUAAGUGGGUCGAAGACAUGGAUUACGAACAGCCCUAUUGCAGACGUCAUGCUAGUUUGGGCAAAAGUGCAGGACACUGGCAAAAUCAGGGGAUUCUUGGUAGAUCGGAAGAGUUGCCCUCCUGGCACCUUGGAAACGCCUCCCUUGAAAAACAAAAAUGGUCUCAGAGCUAGUCUCACAGGAAUGAUACUGAUGGACGACUGCCCAGUGCCUAAGGAGAACAUGUUUCCAACUGUUGAAGGUCUCAAAGGACCAUUCAGCUGCCUCAACUCUGCAAGAUAUGGUAUUGCUUGGGGUGUGAUGGGAGCACUGGAGGAUUGCAUUGGGAGAGCCCGAACCUAUGCUCUAGAAAGAAGGCAAUUUAAGAAUAAUCCAAUCGCAAAAUAUCAAUUGGUCCAGAAGAAGCUCAGCGACGCUGUCACGGAUGCAUCCUAUGGGGUCCUAGCGGCCGCUCAAGUUGGAAGGUUAAAAGACCAGGGUCGCCUAGCACCGGAAAUGAUAAGCAUGACGAAGAGACACAAUUGUGACAAGGCACUUGUCAAUGCGAGAGUACUUCAAGAAGUUUUCGGGGGCAAUGCCGUUAGUGACGAAUAUCACAUAGGUAGGCAUGUGGCCAAUCUCUUCGUAACACAAACGUAUGAGGGACAAUCUGACAUUCAUUCGCUCAUUCUUGGACGAGCUAUCACCGGCAUUCAAGCUUUCGCUUGA
Bacidia gigantensis is the source of this 1272-nucleotide messenger RNA. RefSeq lists its product as uncharacterized. Gene Ontology annotation, molecular function: fatty-acyl-CoA binding; glutaryl-CoA dehydrogenase activity; flavin adenine dinucleotide binding. Gene Ontology annotation, cellular component: mitochondrial inner membrane. The record is from RefSeq and is a predicted model, not a curated record. The transcript is spliced from 3 exons. Gene Ontology annotation, biological process: fatty-acyl-CoA biosynthetic process; fatty acid beta-oxidation using acyl-CoA dehydrogenase. Bases 1 to 1272 code for a protein of 423 amino acids. NCBI's taxonomy places the organism in Eukaryota, Fungi, Ascomycota, Lecanoromycetes, Lecanorales, Ramalinaceae.